AUGGUUUCAAACAAUGCUGUUCCGAUGAAGUUAGAAAGUUCUGACAGAAGAUAUGUAGUUGUCAGAACGUCAGAAGCUCAUAUGCAAGAUACAGAAUAUUUUGACGACUUAGCAGAAACUUUGACAUCUGACUUUUACAACCACUUGUUCUCAUAUUUUAUGACAUUAGAUAUUUCUAAGUUCAAUCCAAGACAAAUUCCACAUACCGAAGAGAGACAAACAUUGUUAGAAGCAAACAAGAGUGUAUAUGAACUGUUCAUAGAUGAAACUGACUUUGAGUGUUUAGAUGAAAGGUCAUUGUACGAUUCGUAUAAACAAUAUUGUCAAGAAUAUGGUUAUAUGACAGCGUCUAAACGAACAUUCUUGGCAAAUGUCAAAAGUCUUUUAGACGUACAGAAUGGUGUAUAUACAAAGAAAAAUUUUUCUGAGUAA
This is a messenger RNA of Trichomonas vaginalis G3, 432 nucleotides long. Its product is annotated as Poxvirus D5 protein-like family. The record is from RefSeq and is a predicted model, not a curated record. The transcript has a single exon. Lineage: Eukaryota; Parabasalia; Trichomonadida; Trichomonadidae. The coding region runs from base 1 to 432 and encodes 143 amino acids.